Messenger RNA from Piliocolobus tephrosceles (Ugandan red Colobus), 1780 nucleotides. RefSeq names its product centriolar satellite-associated tubulin polyglutamylase complex regulator 1 (gene CSTPP1). The record is from RefSeq and is a predicted model, not a curated record. NCBI's taxonomy places the organism in Eukaryota, Metazoa, Chordata, Mammalia, Primates, Cercopithecidae. The coding region runs from base 148 to 1161 and encodes 337 amino acids. The transcript is spliced from 9 exons.
ACUUUGAGACACGGAGACUGUUUGUGUGACACCUCCUCCAGCUCCCGUCCCCUUUCCGUCGCGUGGGUGCCAUGGCAACGGAGAGAGACGGCAACCUGGGUUCCGGAAGUCUGAGAGCUGGAGCUUUGAAGCCACACGGGUCAAAGGAUGCUGAGUCCGGAGCGCCUAGCUCUACCGGACUACGAGUAUCUGGCUCAGCGACAUGUCCUCACCUACAUGGAGGAUGCAGUGUGCCAGCUGCUAGAGAACAGAGAAGAUAUUAGCCAAUAUGGAAUUGCCAGGUUCUUCACUGAAUAUUUUAACAGUGUAUGCCAGGGAACACACAUUCUCUUUCGAGAAUUCAGCUUCGUCCAAGCCACCCCCCACAAUAGGGUAUCAUUUUUACGAGCCUUCUGGAGAUGCUUCCGAACUGUGGGCAAAAAUGGCGAUUUGCUGACCAUGAAAGAAUAUCACUGUUUGCUGCAAUUACUGUGUCCUGAUUUCCCGCUGGAGCUGACUCAGAAAGCAGCCAGGAUUGUGCUCAUGGACGACGCCGUGGACUGCUUGAUGUCUUUUUCAGAUUUCCUCUUUGCCUUCCAGAUCCAGUUUUACUACUCAGAAUUCCUGGACAGCGUGGCUGCCAUCUACGAGGAUCUGCUGUCGGGCAAGAACCCCAACACGGUGAUUGUGCCAACGUCAUCCAGUGGGCAGCACCGCCAACGACCUGCCUUGGGCGAGGCCGGCAUGCUGGAGGGCGUGGAGGCGUCGCUGUUCUACCAGUGUCUGGAAAACCUGUGUGACCGGCACAAGUACAGCUGCCCACCCCCAGCACUUGUCAAAGAAGCCCUCAGCAACGUUCAGAGACUGACCUUCUAUGGGUUCCUCAUGGCCCUCUCAAAGCACCAUGGGAUCAACCAAGCCCUGGGAGCUUUGCCUGACAAGGGGGAUCUGAUGCACGACGCAGCAAUGGACGAGGAGCUGGAACGGCUGCUUCUUCCCUUCUUCAGGCUGGCCCAGGUCCCGGGCCUGGUCAACUCGGUCACAGCCAGUCCAGAAGCCAGUUGCCUGCCUUCCCGGACCCCUCCCCGGGUCGGCUCCCCCUGGAGACCUCUCCAUCAUUCCCGAAAAGUGGAUGGAGAGAGCGAUGGCUCCACUGAAGAGACAGACGAAUCGGAGACUUGAGGAGUCCGAAGGGUCCUGCCCACAGCGCCCUAUACCUGCUCCCACCCAGCCCUUGGCGUGCCCACCCAGCCUCCUCUCCAGCACCUUGCUGUGCUGCCCUCUGCUGCUGACAAGGCGAAUAACAGCCCCAAGAGCAGCCAGAGGGGCGCUGAUGAUCAGCCCAGCCAGUGGCCCCGGAAGGGAAUGGCCUGCUCUCCCUGGCCCUGUCAGCCUGCGAACUUCACUCAGGCCCCAAGCUGACAACCUGUGCUGAAGCCACUGUAUCACUAGGAAGGGGACUUGGCCGUAGCCUGUUAGUCCUCCUAACCUCUUAAGAAGAGCGGUCUCUUCUGAGCCAAUCUCUGCUGGUCCCCUGUUAAGGUUCAUCUCCUCACAGCAACUCCAUUAAGGGGGAGAACCCGAAUAGCCACGCAGGGCCUUGCCCCAUCAAGGGUGACACCUGCGACGCAAGUACCAGGAGGACAUAACCGCUGUGGCCUUCUGUUGGAGAACAGCCAGUAGCCUUGGUAGGAUGGAGAAGGGUGGGCCAGAUGAUUUCACUUGCAAAAACUGCUUCAAGUCUUGACCCCUUUGUGUCUAAUAGCUAAACAUGUGAAAUAAAGUCCCUCGUGUCUGGUAA